Messenger RNA from Diorhabda carinulata, 4606 nucleotides. RefSeq names its product glycine dehydrogenase (decarboxylating), mitochondrial. Gene Ontology annotation, cellular component: mitochondrion; glycine cleavage complex. Gene Ontology annotation, biological process: glycine decarboxylation via glycine cleavage system. The transcript is spliced from 7 exons. Lineage: Eukaryota; Metazoa; Arthropoda; Insecta; Coleoptera; Chrysomelidae. Gene Ontology annotation, molecular function: pyridoxal phosphate binding; glycine dehydrogenase (decarboxylating) activity; glycine binding. Bases 120 to 3089 code for a protein of 989 amino acids. The record is from RefSeq and is a predicted model, not a curated record.
AGAAAUCAUAUCUUACUUGAUAUCAUUUAUUGUACACAAUACGUGACCUCUACCCUUAACUAUUGACUUAUAAUUAAAUACGACUUUUACGAAAGAUUUAUUUCAUUAUUAGCCACAAAAUGUACAAGACAGUUACUCGCCAUAGUGUUUUUCUAAAAUGGAGUUUGUUGAAAAAUUUGAGGUACGCGAGUGCGGGACCGCCGCGUCCCGAUGGACCCUUGUUUCCUAGAAAUGACGAUUUUCCUGCCAGACACAUAGGACCUCGAGAAAGCGAUGUCAGUACUAUGUUGGAUACGUUGGGAUUCAAGAGUCUGGAUGAAUUGACAGAAAAAGCCGUUCCAGAAAGAAUUAGGUUAGAAGGAAAAUUAAAUAUCGAUGAUCCUAUAAGCGAAUACAACCUCAUCAAAAGAAUAUCUAGUAUAGCAGAAAAAAAUCAAAUAUGGAGAUCGUACAUCGGUAUGGGUUAUCAUAACUGUUGCGUGCCACAUACUAUAAUGAGAAAUAUUUUUGAGAAUCCUGGUUGGACUACUCAAUAUACUCCGUAUCAACCAGAGGUGGCCCAAGGUCGAUUAGAAGGUCUAUUGAAUUAUCAGACGAUGGUAAGCGAGCUUACUGGUCUGGAAGUCGCAAAUGCUUCAUUAUUAGAUGAAGGAACAGCUGCAGCGGAAGCUCUCUCUUUAUGUUACAGGCAAAAUAAGAGGAAGAAGUUGUUGAUAUCCAAUUUACUUCAUCCUCAAACAAUUUCCGUUAUUCAAACAAGAUGUCAAUCUUUAGGAUUGACCGUAGAAGUUGUCGAUGUAUUCGAAGCCGAUUUUUCGGGAAGAGAUAUCGCGGGGGUGCUGUUCCAAUAUCCUGAUACCGAAGGAAAUAUAUUAGAUUUUGAUUCGGUAGCUGACGCAGCACACGCGAAUGGUACUCUGGUUUGCUGUGCAACAGAUCUAUUGAGCCUUACCUUACUGCGACCUCCUAGUGAAAUUGGGGUUGAUAUCGCAAUUGGUACUUCUCAAAGAUUGGGAGUUCCUUUAGGAUAUGGUGGUCCGCAUGCAGGAUUUUUCGCUUGCAAUCAAUCAUUGGUACGUUUGAUGCCAGGUAGGAUGAUUGGGGUAACGAGAGAUGCGGCUGGAAGAGACGGUUAUCGUCUCGCUUUGCAAACAAGAGAACAGCACAUCAGAAGAGAUAAAGCUACUAGUAAUAUUUGUACAGCGCAAGCUUUGCUGGCUAAUAUAUCUGCGAUGUUUGCAGUUUAUCACGGACCUCAAGGGCUCAAAGAUAUUGCGACUAAAAUACACAAUAUGACAUUGGUAUUACAUCAUGGCUUACAACAAGAUGGAAACGCAAUGUGUAACAAGCUAUUUUUUGACACAUUGAAAGUUUAUCCAAAAUUACCAAUCGAAGAAAUUAAAAGUAGAGCAGCCGUUAAACGAAUUAAUUACAGAUAUUACGAGGAUAACGGCGUCGGUAUAGCUCUAGAUGAAACCGUUUCAUUACAGGACGUAGACGACAUAUUUUAUUCCUUCGGAUGUACACAAAAUGUAGAAAAUAUCAUACACAGCCCAAUGGUUAGAGAAAAUGCAAUUUAUAAAAGUCCUUACAAAAGAACCUCUCCGUUUUUGACUCAUCCGGUAUUCAAUUCUCAUCAUUCGGAAACAAGAAUAGUUAGAUACAUGAAAGUAUUGGAAAAUAAAGAUGUAUCUUUGGUCCAUAGCAUGAUUCCAUUGGGCUCUUGUACUAUGAAAUUAAACUCCACCACCGAAAUGAUGCCGUGCUCGUUUAAACAUUUUACAGAUAUUCAUCCGUUCGCUCCGUCCGAGCAGUGCCAAGGCUACCAUCAAUUAUUCGAAGAACUAGAGAAGGAUCUGUGCGCAAUAACCGGUUACGAUAGAAUCAGUUUUCAACCGAACAGUGGAGCUCAAGGCGAAUAUGCUGGUCUAAGAGCUAUACAAUGUUAUCACGAAGCUAGAGGAGAAGUUCAUCGAGACGUAUGUUUGAUUCCCAUAAGUGCCCACGGUACUAAUCCGGCCAGUGCGCAAAUGGCUGGAAUGAAAGUAGAACCGAUAAAAGUUCGUGUCGAUGGAACAAUUGACGUAAAUGAUCUUAAAAGAAAAGCCGAGAAAUUCCGAAAUAAUUUAUCUUGUUUAAUGAUAACUUAUCCUUCGACUAACGGGGUGUUUGAAGAAACGGUGGCGGAUAUUUGUGAGAUAAUACACGAUAAUGGCGGACAAGUUUAUUUGGACGGUGCCAAUAUGAAUGCUCAAGUAGGACUAUGUAGACCAGGUGAUUACGGUAGUGACGUUUCGCAUUUGAAUCUUCACAAAACAUUUUGUAUUCCUCACGGAGGGGGCGGUCCGGGUAUGGGUCCUAUCGGGGUUAAAUCUCACUUAGCUCCUUUCCUUCCCGGUCAUCCAGUAAUUAUACCUCAAGGACACAACGGUAGCUCUGGUGGUGCCGUAAGCGCAGCACCUUAUGGCUCUAGUGCAAUAUUACCUAUAUCAUGGGCGUAUAUAAAAAUGAUGGGACCGAAAGGCUUAAAGAAAGCCACCCAAAUCGCUAUUUUAAACGCCAAUUAUAUGUCUAAAAAAUUAGAAUCACACUACACGACGUUGUUUAAAAGUUCCGCAUCGGGAUUAGUAGCCCACGAAUUUAUUAUAGAUACUAGAGAAUUUAAAAAAACCGCUAAAAUAGAAGUGGCCGACAUCGCUAAGAGAUUAAUGGAUUACGGUUUUCAUGCUCCGACGAUGAGUUGGCCCGUUGCUGGUACUCUUAUGAUCGAACCCACCGAAUCUGAAGAUAAACAGGAACUCGACAGAUUUUGCGACUCGUUAAUAUCUAUAAGGGAAGAGAUUAGAGAUAUCGAAGAAGGAAGAUCCGACGUUAGAAUUAAUCCUCUGAAAAUGGCACCUCAUACCCAAGAGCAAGUUAUUAGUAGCUCUUGGGAAAGGCCGUACAGUAGAGAGCAGGCGGCUUUCCCCGCACCUUUUGUUAAACCCGAAACGAAAAUAUGGCCGACUGUGGCAAGAAUUGAUGAUAUAUACGGCGAUAAACAUUUGGUUUGUACUUGUCCACCAAUAUUGGACGAAUAUAAUUAUUAAUGAAUUAUUUACAAACGUUGUACGAAGGUUGCUACUCAAGUUUUCAAAUAGACGUUAAUGUUUUUCACUACAGUGAAAUUAAUGCGUUUGAACCAAUUGUCGAAGCAUUCCGAUUGAAGUACAUCAAAAAAAAAAUGUAAAAAAACGUUCACCUCUUAAUUUAUUUUUGAUUCUUGGGUGCUAAACAAGAACGGUACGACGGAUGACCCAUCAAUUCGACGUUUUGACUAUUCAAAAAAUGAUUCAUGUUCAGCGAUAAGUCUCCUCGAUUUUUUCGAAUAUUCCUGGCAAACAAAUGCUGGCAUACCAUUCAGAAUUGAUCUUUUUAGAGACAUGCCUAAUUAUUCGCUUCGAAAUGCUUCGUGCGCGAACAACUUUUGUUGGAUUCGGCUCGUUUUGAAUGGUCUUGUUUUUUAGUUUCGGGUUUAUAUGCAUAGGUCGAUGAUUCGUCACCUGUCACGAUAGAAAACCAACGAAACUCGAUUGCUCAAGAUGGUGGUUUAUCGUCAAAAGUCGAAGCGAGUUGAUUGACGCAUUUGCUGUUGGUUUAAUCCACGUUGAAAGUCAUAGAAAAAGUUCGCGAUUCAAUUCCAUUUGUUGACAAAGAUAAACGUUUCGAGUAUCUGUAAACAACUCAAAUAGCUCAAUGUCAAUGUCAGAUUUGACAUAUUCACGUCAGUGUUGCCAUAUAUCAAAACUCGAGUAGCAACCCUCGUAUUACCCAGUAUUACCUCUCUUUGAAAGGAAAGUUCUAUUAUAUAUAAUAAUACUAUAUGUCUAAGUUAAUUAACGUUUAUUUUUGCAUAACAACUUUUUGGAAAUAUAUAUUAUUUGCUACAAAAUAUUUUUAGAACGAACGGACCUGGCACAGCGCAAAUAGUCUCAACAAGGAUAUAUUCACUUACAUAUCUAUUAUAUGAUUAUUUAACAUACUGUAGUUCGUGCUAAUAUUAUUAAUUUUUUAUUUAUUCAUUCCCCUUUUCUAUUCACUUUUCGUUUAAAACAAAAAUUAUAAUCAAACUAAUCAAAAUAUUUAAUUCAGAAAUUACGAAUGGAAUUUUAAAAUUGUUAGUACCGCAAACAAAGCAUGCAGUACAUGAUGUGGCGACGAGAAAAUUUUAGUAAAAACUGUAGUAAAUGCUUUGGGUAAAUGGCACAUUAUAUUGAUACUAAUAUUCGAUUUCUAGCAAGUCAAUUAUUUACAAUUUUUUAUUAAACAGACUGUUUACUGCGACCGUUACACCAACACCCAUAAUUAUACUCAGAGACAGAAGACGAAACGUGGAUCAGACAGUGUAAUUAUGGAUGUUGUUGUAGUGGUAACAAUAGACAAUAUGAAUAUCACUAAAGUUCAAAAAAUUCCAACUUCGUAACGACUUCUUACAAUCAUAAAAUUGUAGAAAAAAGGGUGUAUAAACAAUGCUAGCACUAACUGAACAAAAAUCUGAACUGUUUCCAAAUGGAUUUUAGUACGUACAUGAAAAUUAUAUUGCAAUGACAUCGGUUGAUAAGAAAAA